This is a messenger RNA of Uranotaenia lowii, 1522 nucleotides long. RefSeq names its product methionine synthase reductase-like. Lineage: Eukaryota; Metazoa; Arthropoda; Insecta; Diptera; Culicidae. Gene Ontology annotation, molecular function: [methionine synthase] reductase (NADPH) activity; flavin adenine dinucleotide binding; FMN binding. Gene Ontology annotation, biological process: homocysteine metabolic process. The transcript has 3 exons. Bases 121 to 1479 code for a protein of 452 amino acids. The record is from RefSeq and is a predicted model, not a curated record. Gene Ontology annotation, cellular component: cytosol.
AACGACGCAAGUUCGACGGUAAUUUUUCACUGAAAGUUCAGUUUCUGUAUUAAUUUUGUUUUAAAUCGUUUAAGAAUAACGUUUAUAAAUACCGGUUCCUAGUCGAGUGUGUCCGAAAACAUGAACUUCAUGGAACAGUUCAAGAAUACUAACCUUUCCCUGCCGAAACUGCCGGUCCACUACAUCGAAACGAUCCGGUCCGAAAAUGGUCAAGUUAUGCCAGAUCAUCUGCAGUGCACCUCCAAGCAACCUUUCGGAACUGGUCCGGUGUAUAAAACUGGAAUCACCAGCUAUCGGGUUCUGGCGGAAGGGGAAGGAGUCAAGACCGUUUACGAAAUGUCCAUAAAAGAACCUCAGGGUAUGGAGGAAUACUUUCCCGGCGAUACAAUCGGUAUCCUGACCCAAAAUUUGCCAUCUGACGUACAUUUCAUGCUCAGUAGAUUGCAUCUAGUCGAGAUUGCUGACUGUGUGUACGAGGUGAAGUUAGCCAAACCGGUUAAGAAGAAGAAUCCAGAGAUUCCAGCCUAUAUUCCGAAAUACAUCACCCCUAGGCGAUUGCUAUCGGACUGUAUUGAUUUUAGGGUGACCCCUCGGAAGAUAACCCUGCAAGUUCUGGCAAACUACACUUCCGAUCCGUGCGAAAAGCGCCUACUCGAAAUCUUGGCUUCCAAGGAAGGGGCAACCUUCUACAAUGAGUUUAUUCUGAAAAACGAAAUGACGUUCCCACAUCUGCUGAAAAUCCUCUCCUCGUGUAGACCUUCUCUAGCCAUGCUAAUCGAACACUUCCCUCGUCUUCAAGCAAGACCUUACUCGAUAGCGAAUUUCAACAAAAACGGUCACAUUCGUAUAGUAUUUGCCAUGCUCAACGAUGGCCGACUGGGCAUCACUACGACAAUGAUGGAAAACAAACUUCUCAACGCAGCUCGCUACGAUCGGUACCUUUACAUGUACCUUAGACAAAUCAAGCCAGCCUUCCAGUACCGCGAGCAAGAUCUAGACAAAAACAUUAUUAUGAUCGGUCCCGGGACCGGUAUUUCCCCUUACAUGAGCUUCCUAGAGUUUCGCAAACGGGCCAAACAACAGUCUACCAAGAAGGACAAAUUUGGAAAAACAGUUCUGCUCACAAGCUGUAGACAUCGGGACAAGAACAACCUAUUCGACGACGAAGUACAACAGUACCUGCAGGAAGGCGUAAUAGAUCAGGUGUAUAAUGCCUACUCCAGGGAUUCCGAAAGCCGUUAUAAAUUUGUGCAGGACAUCAUCGAAGACAAGAAAGAGCAGCUUAUUAAAUUGCUACUAGAGGACAACACCAAGCUGUAUCUGUGCGGCGAGGGACGAACGAUGCUGCCGCGGAUUCAGGAUACGAUUUCCACCUGUCUUAGUAAAAUUAAGGGCAUCCCCAAGGUAGAAGCUGACGCACUACUAGCUGAGUAUAGGAAAACCGGACGGUAUUUGUACUACUCGAUGAUACGUUACUGAUUUUUGUGAUUGUGAAUAAAGUUUCUCGAUUGUCUUUCUACAA